Protopterus annectens (West African lungfish) is the source of this 1368-nucleotide messenger RNA. RefSeq names its product ADP/ATP translocase 1-like. Gene Ontology annotation, biological process: mitochondrial ADP transmembrane transport; mitochondrial ATP transmembrane transport. Gene Ontology annotation, molecular function: ATP:ADP antiporter activity. The transcript has 4 exons. Lineage: Eukaryota; Metazoa; Chordata; Ceratodontiformes; Protopteridae. The record is from RefSeq and is a predicted model, not a curated record. The coding region runs from base 103 to 999 and encodes 298 amino acids. Gene Ontology annotation, cellular component: mitochondrial inner membrane.
ACUUUCUUUUAGAAGCCUUUAGUGCUGCUUGUUGGUACCCUGGGGGGGCUCCCAUCAGACAUUUUUCUCAUUGACAUUUGAAGAACUAAUUUAAUUCAAAAAAUGUCUGACCAAGCCAUCAGUUUCCUGAAGGAUUUCCUUGCUGGUGGAGUUGCUGCAGCUAUUUCUAAGACAGCAGUGGCCCCCAUUGAAAGGGUCAAAUUAUUGUUGCAGGUCCAGCAUGCCAGUAAACAGAUCACAGCAGACAAGCAGUACAAAGGAAUUAUUGACUGUGUUGUGAGAAUCCCCAAAGAACAGGGCUUCCUUUCAUUCUGGAGAGGCAACCUUGCAAAUGUGAUCCGAUAUUUUCCCACCCAGGCGCUUAAUUUUGCCUUCAAAGACAAAUACAAGCAGAUAUUCCUUGGUGGGGUGAACAAGCACACUCAGUUCUGGCGUUAUUUUGCUGGAAACCUGGCAUCAGGAGGUGCGGCUGGAGCUACAUCCCUCUGCUUUGUGUACCCACUGGACUUUGCCAGAACCCGACUGGCAGCUGAUGUGGGCAAAGCUCUCAAUGAGAGAGAGUUUACAGGCCUAGGCAACUGCAUUGCCAAGAUAUGGAAAUCAGAUGGCUUCAGAGGGCUGUACCAGGGGUUCAACGUAUCUGUCCAGGGAAUCAUCAUAUACAGAGCUGCCUACUUUGGAAUCUAUGACACAGCUAAAGGUAUGAUGCCAGAUCCCAAAAAGGUUCAUAUUGUUGUGAGCUGGAUGAUUGCACAGACAGUGACAGCAGUAGCAGGACUUGUGUCUUAUCCUUUUGAUACAGUCCGACGUCGUAUGAUGAUGCAAUCAGGUCGCAAAGGAGCUGAUAUCAUGUACAAAGGAACAAUUGACUGCUGGAGGAAGAUUGCAAAGGAUGAAGGUGGCAAAGCUUUCUUCAAGGGUGCCUGGUCCAAUGUAAUCAGAGGUGCCGGAGGAGCAUUUGUAUUGGUUCUAUAUGAUGAGAUCAAGAAAGUUGUUUAAAUUCAAUAAAAGUACUCUGUCAGUAUGUCUCCUUAGUCAGAGAAGCUACACCUGUUCAUCAAGGAGAAACAUUCAUCUUGGAGGUGGUCUAAUAGGUUUUGCAACCAAGUUAUAAAAACAAUGUCAAGGGACUAUACAAAGGAGUCAGUAUCAAGACAUAGACUGAACUCAUUGUAAUCCUUUGUUUUAGUUGCAGAAGAGUUUAAAUGCAUUAUUUGUACAUAUUUUCCUACACAUUCUUUCAAAUGUCAGAUGUUUCACCAAUACUAUACAUGAACAUUGUUAAAACUCAGUCUGGUUGGCUCAUGAACCAGAUAGCUGAAUACGUUUUCAUAAUAUGAAUUAAUAAAGAUUACUUUGUCACAUUUA